AUGUCUUCUAGAGAUUGUAUAUUCUGGAAAGAGGCGAUAAAUAAUGAAAUGGAUUCUAUUAUUUCAAAUAAUACUUGGGAAAUAGUUGAUCUACAGAAGGGUUUUAAAGCCAUUGGUUGCAAAUAUGUGUUUAGAAAGAAAUACAAUUUCGAUGAAAUACUUAAUACCUACAAAGCUAGAUUAGUAGUUAAAAGGAAACAAACAUGCAUUACUCGUUCACCAAUGAAGUCAAAGUUUGUAAUGUUGGUUGAAACUGGAAAAGAAGUUGAGUGGCAUAAAGAUUUGUUGUAUGAAAUACCUUUAAAUAUAAAGGAUAUUUCUUCAACACCUAUCUUGUAUGAUAGUCAAGCUACUCUAGCUCGAGCCUAUAGUGAACAAGAAAUAUCUGUACGUCCAAGAUGGGUGUUUCCAUUCGUGGAAAGAACCUCAAAGACACCAUUGUCAAUGGUCAAGAAUUUAUAUUUAUUCCUCAAUUUGGAAGCUGGUUCUUUAUCUUCAAUUGGAAAGUUUGUUCAUGCUAGUUGUCUAUCAGCAAUUUCUAUUGCGAAGGAGGAGGCCACCAAAUUGGGAACAGUCAUUGGUAUAGACCUUGGUACUACCUAUUCCUAUGUUGGUGUUUACAAGAAUGGACAUGUAGAAAUCAUAGCUAAUGACCAAGGAAAUCGAAUUACCCCAUCAUGGGUUGCAUUCACUGACACUGAAAGAUUGAUCGGUGAGGCUGCAAAGAACCAGGCAGCUGUCAACCCUGAGAGGACUGUCUUUGAUGUUAAAAGACUCAUUGGAAGAAAGUUCGAGGAUAAGGAAGUUCAGAGGGAUAUGAAGCUUGUUCCUUACAAAAUAGUGAAUAAAGAUGGAAAGCCUUACAUCCAAGUCAAAAUUAGGGAUGGUGAGACCAAAGUCUUCAGCCCUGAGGAAAUCAGUGCCAUGAUUUUAGGCAAGAUGAAAGAAACAGCAGAAGCAUUCCUUGGGAAGACAAUUAAGGAUGCUGUGGUAACAGUUCCUGCAUAUUUCAAUGAUGCCCAGAGGCAAGCUACCAAGGACGCUGGUGUAAUUGCUGGCUUGAAUGUGGCAAGAAUUAUCAAUGAACCAACAGCAGCAGCAAUUGCCUAUGGUUUGGACAAGAAAGGUGGUGAGAAGAACAUCCUUGUCUUUGACCUUGGUGGUGGAACCUUUGAUGUCAGUAUCUUGACCAUUGACAAUGGUGUCUUUGAGGUGCUUGCCACUAAUGGAGAUACCCAUCUUGGAGGAGAGGAUUUUGAUCACAGAGUUAUGGAAUACUUCAUCAAGUUGAUUAAGAAAAAGCACGGAAAGGACAUCAGUAAAGAUAACAGAGCUCUUGGGAAGCUAAGGAGAGAAUGUGAACGUGCAAAGAGAGCCCUGAGCAGCCAGCACCAAGUCCGUGUUGAAAUUGAAUCACUUUUUGAUGGUAUAGAUUUCUCUGAACCAUUGACCCGUGCCAGAUUUGAGGAGUUGAACAACGACCUCUUCAGGAAGACCAUGGGACCUGUGAAGAAAGCCAUGGAAGAUGCUGGUAUGGAGAAAAACCAGAUUGACGAAAUUGUCCUUGUUGGUGGAAGCACCAGGAUUCCUAAAGUUCAGCAGCUUCUCAAGGAUUAUUUCGAUGGAAAGGAGCCCAACAAGGGUGUGAACCCAGACGAGGCAGUUGCUUACGGUGCUGCUAUCCAAGGAAGUAUUCUGAGUGGAGAGGGUGGUGAAGAAACCAAAGACAUCCUUCUCUUGGACGUUGCACCACUCACCCUUGGUAUUGAAACUGUUGGUGGAGUUAUGACCAAGUUAAUUCCGAGGAAUACUGUUAUCCCAACCAAGAAGUCUCAAGUUUUCACAACUUACCAAGACCAGCAAACUACUGUCUCAAUCCAGGUAUUCGAAGGAGAAAGGAGUCUUACGAAGGACUGCAGGCUGCUCGGAAAGUUUGAUCUGACCGGCAUUCCUCCAGCACCGAGGGGAACCCCUCAAAUUGAGGUUACAUUCGAAGUUGAUGCCAAUGGUAUCCUGAACGUCAAGGCAGAAGACAAGGGCAGUGGUAAAUCAGAAAAGAUCACCAUCACGAACGAGAAGGGUAGAUUGAGCCAAGAGGAGAUAGAUAGAAUGGUUCGUGAAGCAGAAGAGUUUGCCGAGGAAGACAAGAAGGUGAAGGAGAGAAUCGAUGCUCGUAACAGUCUCGAGACAUACAUAUACAACAUGAAGAACCAAAUCAACGACAAGGACAAGCUUGCCGACAAGCUCGAGUCUGAUGAGAAGGAGAAGAUCGAGACUGCUACGAAGGAGGCCCUCGAGUGGUUAGACGACAACCAAAAUGCCGAGAAAGAGGACUACGAAGAGAAGCUUAAGGAGGUGGAAGCUGUAUGUAACCCAAUCAUCACAGCUGUCUAUCAAAAAUCUGGAGGAGCACCUGGUGGAUCCUCGUCGGAAGAUGAUGAUUCCCAUGAUGAACUGUAGGUAAAUUUUUAGAGUCCAUUAACUACUGAUGACUAGUGAAGCGAGAAAAACGAAAUGGAGUUUAGAAGAGACGAGUGAUGUAAAUUUUGUCAUUUGGGGGCUGAGUCCCUUGCCUGCCUUCUUUUUCUUAAGAAGGAUUAUUUCUUUUCAAAUUACUUGUAGUUUUUGUUUUACAAGAUUCUCGAUGAUAAUUGACGCUUUGCGUAUGUAAUAUACAUUUUUCUGCCUUGACAAUAUGUUUCCUGCAGUAAAUGAGUUCGUAAA
Olea europaea var. sylvestris is the source of this 2724-nucleotide messenger RNA. RefSeq names its product luminal-binding protein-like. The record is from RefSeq and is a predicted model, not a curated record. The transcript has 10 exons. Gene Ontology annotation, biological process: protein refolding; endoplasmic reticulum unfolded protein response; cellular response to unfolded protein. Lineage: Eukaryota; Viridiplantae; Streptophyta; Magnoliopsida; Lamiales; Oleaceae. Gene Ontology annotation, cellular component: membrane; cytoplasm; endoplasmic reticulum lumen. Bases 1 to 2460 code for a protein of 819 amino acids. Gene Ontology annotation, molecular function: ATP hydrolysis activity; misfolded protein binding; heat shock protein binding.